AUGGCGACGCCAGAUUUGAUCCGAUCUAAGUUUGCAGCACUUAAUAGUGGAUCUCAGGAAGAAAUAACAAGUGUUUCUUCAUGGGUUUUAUUUCACAGAAGAAGUGCAAAACAAAUUGUUGAGACAUGGAUGCAAAGUCUUCGAGAUGCAUCUGGUUUGAGAAAAUUGAAUUUGAUUUACUUAGCAAAUGAUGUGACACAACAAUCUAAAGCUCGUAAACGUGAGGAAUUUGUGAAUGCUUUUUCAACAGUUAUUGCUGAAGCAAUGGAAAAUGCAUAUCGGCAUGGAACACAAGAUGUUCAAAAUAGACUUAAACAUGUGGCAAAUGUAUGGGAACAAAGGAAUGUUUUUUCUGAAAAUGUAAUUAUGGAUGUUAAUAAAAGAUUAGAAAUUGCAGAAAAAAGUGUAAAAAAAUCACUAUCUGGUGGUAAAAUGGGAGGAUUAUUAAAAUUAUCUUUAGCCCCAGAACUGUCUAAAAUUAAUUUAUUGUAUCAUAGCCUUAUUGAAUCAAUUUCAUCAUCAUCAUUGGCAAUUGGCUCUUCAUUUGGCUUUUAUUCGCAACUUAUAGAAGCGGAAGCUACACCUGCUUCACCAUUAUAUGUUUCAAAGCUUUUUCAAUUAUUAGAAUCUCUUAAAUUAUCUUAUAGUACUUCUAAAGCAGCAAUUUUGGUACGUGAAGAUAUUAUCAAACAAUUAGAAGCCCUUCUUCAAGAGAAUAAUUCUAUGUUGAGUAAGGAAAAUGAACAACUCAAUGAAAUUCAAAAAAAAAUAGAUCAUGUUAAUGAUAUGAAACAACAAGUUGAAAAAAUGAUAACGGAUAUGUUAGAAACAUCAGAAGAUGAAAACCCUAGCUCUUCUACUGCUAUUAAAGAGGAGUUUUCUUCUAAAGAUCAACAGACUUUAUUAUAUGAGGAAUCUUCAGAGCUUCCUGUAAUUAAUGAUGGAACAAAAAUUGAUUCUGAAGUUUUGGAUUUAAAAAAAGUAUCAAAUAAUUUAACAUAUGAAUAAUUAAUGGCUAUUUUUUUAUAAAAGUAUUUUUAAAAUCAU
This is a messenger RNA of Pneumocystis murina B123, 1047 nucleotides long. RefSeq lists its product as hypothetical. The record is from RefSeq and is a predicted model, not a curated record. The transcript is spliced from 7 exons. Bases 1 to 1008 code for a protein of 335 amino acids. Gene Ontology annotation, biological process: mRNA 3'-end processing. NCBI's taxonomy places the organism in Eukaryota, Fungi, Ascomycota, Pneumocystomycetes, Pneumocystales, Pneumocystaceae. Gene Ontology annotation, molecular function: RNA polymerase II C-terminal domain binding. Gene Ontology annotation, cellular component: RNA polymerase II, holoenzyme.